UACUAUGUUUACAUUCAAUUCAACAGUUUAACUUAACCACGCCCGAUUUUUGGUACACGUAAUCAGAAAUUGAACCUGGACGGUUUUGGAAGUUUUAUUCAACAUAAAAUGUUGAAAUAUAGACCACAUUCAUGCUACAAUAAACUGAACGAAUCUCCACCGUUGAAUCUGAGAUUUUAUGUAUAAAUACGACGCCGCUCCCCUCGUAUCAUUCUUACUCCAUUUCCUUGUCAUUUUCUUUCUUCCUUCCUUUCCUAUAAUAAUAAUUUAAUUUUAUGCAAACACCAUUUUAUCGACAUAACCCCACCCACUAAUCCUUUAUUUAUUACAUUAUAUCAUUUGCAUGCCAUUGAGAAAGAGUGAAGGAAAUUGAAAGGAAAAAAAAAAAGAAUCAUAAUGUUGGAAAUUGGAAGGAUUCCGGUGAGGUUUGAUAGGGUACUAGCGGCGGCGUUUGAGAGUGAUGAGGUGGCGCGUGUGAGGCUGUGUGAAAGCAGUGGAAGCGAGCACUCGGCUGAGAGCUCAACUGAUUUAUCAGAUCUCGUGAAAUCGUUUAUGGAGAGAGAAGAAGAUGAUGCAGUGGUUGUUGUUCAUGAUGAUAAUGAUAACGAUGAUCGUGAAUUUGAUUAUUCAGAGAAGAGAGAGAUACUGGAAGAGAUUUUUGCUAAUAAUUAUAGUUUGGAUGAUGCAAAAGAAAAUAUUAGAAGGGAGGUUCAACUUGCAUUUGGAGUUGUUGCUGGAGACAAAUCUGAACCUGGAUUCAAACGCCUCUUCGUGUCACGCUUGCGGGAGAGAGGUUUUGAUGCUGGGCUUUGCAAAUCAAGGUGGGAAAAAAAUAAAAGAAUUCCUGGGGGUGACUAUGAGUACAUCGAUGUGAAUUAUGGUGGAAAUAGAUACAUUGUUGGAACAUCCCUUAUGUCAGAAUUCGAAAUAGCUCGUCCCACAAAUCAAUACACCUCUUUACUUGAUGUUUUCCCUUUAGUAUUUGUUGGGAAAGUUGAAGAGCUCAAAAGGGUUGUGAGGUUGAUGUGCAGUGCUAUUAAGGACUCUAUGAAAACCAUGGAUUUGCAUGUACCUCCAUGGAGAAGAAAUAGCUACAUGCAAGCUAAGUGGUUUAGCCACUAUAGAAGAACAACUAACGAGGUUGCAAUUAGAAAAUCCAAUAUUGGAUUUGAUGCUAGACUACCCCUGAAAUCAUACAGUUGCAGGGAUGAUUAUGGGAGUAAAAUUGCUUUUAAGGUUGGCCAUUUGACAACUGCAUUUAAUGCAGAUGGUUUUGGGAUGUAAUUAUAGUCAUAUUGAUGAAGCAUGUACAUAUAAGUUUUUUUUUCCGGGUGAUUAUGUUGAACCCCUUAGCACAAGCGUAGAAGCUUUUAUGGGGUGAUUUUGUCUUUUGAGUAAGGGAUGACUGGAAGCAUUUUUUAUAAUACUGAAUGAAAAUGACUGCAAAAUAGAUAUUUGGUUAUUGAUA
Cicer arietinum (chickpea) is the source of this 1468-nucleotide messenger RNA. RefSeq lists its product as uncharacterized. The record is from RefSeq and is a predicted model, not a curated record. NCBI's taxonomy places the organism in Eukaryota, Viridiplantae, Streptophyta, Magnoliopsida, Fabales, Fabaceae.